Molecule: messenger RNA, 3585 nt
Organism: Ficedula albicollis (Collared flycatcher)
Lineage: Eukaryota; Metazoa; Chordata; Aves; Passeriformes; Muscicapidae
Gene: SH3BP2
Product: SH3-domain binding protein 2
Exons: 13
Coding region: 140-1780 (546 amino acids)
Biological process (GO): signal transduction
Molecular function (GO): SH3 domain binding
Source: RefSeq, a predicted model, not a curated record
ACUUUGGCCACAGUGCAGAUGCACAGGCAGCUGGGGCAGGGCUUCUUUUCCUUUCGUGAGUCGAGCAGACAGCAGCUGCAGCUGUGCCUUUCAACCUGGGAGUGCCCAAAGGUGGGAGAAGUGCAGAAAUGCUCCUGCCAUGCCGGAGAGGGGUCCUAAGUUGUUAAUGGCUCUGGCAUCCCAAAGGAAGCAAUCAUUCGGUGAAGCUGUCAGCAGAAAAACCAUGUGUCGGUCGGACAAGGUCAGCAGAAUGAUGGCCUUGCAGGAGCAGGUCUGGCCAGUCCCAAUGAAGGCAAUUGGAGCACAAAACCUUCUGACAAUGCCUGGAGGAGUCACCAAGGCAGGGUAUCUUCAUAAAAAAGGAGGCACCCAGCUGCAGAUCCUGAAAUGGCCACUGAGAUUUGUGAUUAUCCAUGAGGGAUGUAUCUACUAUUUUAAGAGCAGCACAUCUGCAUCUCCCCAGGGUGCAUUUUCUUUGAAAGGUUACAACAGGGUUAUGCGGGCAGCUGAGGAGACAACAUCAAGCAAUGUGUUUCCUUUCAAGUUAGUUCACAUAAGCAAGAAGCACAGGACGUGGUUUUUUUCAGCUUCUUCUGAAGAUGAAAGAAAGAAUUGGAUGCUGUCCUUGAGAAGAGAAAUUGGUCACUACCAUGACAAGAAAGAAACAUUAAUAGAAUUCAGUGACUCUGGUUCUGAUGCAGACAGUUUCUAUGGCUCAGUAGAACGUCCCAUUGACAUCAAGUACUCCCAUCAUUCAGCAGAUAAUGAAGAUUAUGACCAGGAGGAAGAGGAUGAGUCUUAUUUGCAGCCAGAUACUUCUGACAUAGUGAAAGAUGAUAUGGUCCUGCCCCCUGCAUACCCACCUCCGCCCGUUCCUCACGUCAGGAAAUCUGCCUUAGAAGCGAGGGCACACUCCUAUUCUGGCAAACCAACUGCACCAGUGCCACCACCACCUCCCAAGAGAAGCUUGCCUGAAAUCAAGCUAGAGCCUCCCCCUGUGCCCCCUCUACCUGUGUUCAAAAAGCCUCCAAGUGGCAAAGGGUCUCACCCACUGCCUCCAGAGCCUCUGCCUCCAGCACAAGUCCUUGCUCCUCCAGAAGCAUGCGAGAAGCUGAAAAGCUUAAACCUUUCCCCACGGACUCCUCCUCCUCUGCCAGGCAAUAAACCCAAGUUGUCACAGCUUGUUGAAAAGCUAGCAGAGCCCAAAGUGCCACGGGAACAUGGUAAACCUGGACUGUUUGUGCCACCAGUGCUCCCAAAGCCACCUGUGCCGAGCCACCAGCCCCCUGCAGUCAAGCCUAGAACAGAGAAAUCUUUAUGUCACCAGUUACAGAGAUCACCACCAGAUGGACAAAGUUUUAGAAGUUUUUCAUUUGAAAAACCAGCACUACCCUCCAAGCCAAGCCAACCUGAUGAUAACUCUGAUGAUGAUGAUUAUGAAAAAGUUGGGCUGCCUGCUUCGAUAUUUCUUAAUACCUCGGAAUCCUUUGAAGUUGAAAGGAUAUUUAAAGCUAGUAGCCCACAAGGACAACCACAAAACGGAUUGUACUGUAUUAGGAACUCAUCUACUAAGCCUGGAAAGGUAUUGGUUGUAUGGGAUGAACCUCCAGGAAAAGUGAGAAACUACAGAAUCUUUGAAAAGGAUGGCAAGUUUUACCUGGAUUCAGACAUCAUGUUUUUGAACAUGGGGAGUUUGGUGGAAUACUACAGCACUCAUGUCUUACCCAGUCAUGACAGCCUGAUUCUCAGGUGUCCUUAUGGUUACUCGAAGCCAAGGUGACGUGACAAUCAUGGUUCACUGACACCCCUGAGGACAGGACUCCUGCCACUGCUGGACAUCCCGCUGUUUGCACACACAAACUGAGUCUGUUUCCACCAUUUAUUCUCACAUGAAUUGUUAUAUAAAUUCCUUUUAAUGAACUUCUGGUAAAACCUUAAAGUCCAGAUCAGUGGAUUUUAUGGUCUUUCCUUUUAUGAAGAUUUGAACUGAUUAUGCUGUGAAAGCUGUCCAGGAUACCCCACCUUUUAUGAAAUUGCUGCUAUUACUAAUCUCCUCAGAAUGUCGAAGAUGAACAUGAACGAAGAAGUGAUCUGAAUACAACUGAUCUAGAAAAUGAAAGUAUGUCAGAAUUUAUUUGUGACAGGGAAUACUAAUACUCUGACUUGGAGGUACUACUCCUAAAGUCAGCAUUGGUGCUCAACUGAGAUAUUUUGUAUUAUUUGUAUAGUUGAUAUGUACAUAAUGAAGAUUUCUGUGCAAAAUAUUUGAUUUACUAUAGGUAAAGAUGAUCAGGAAAUGAGGCUUUUUUUUAAGCCACCUCUUACAUCCUUGUACCUUCUGAGUACAGUAAUCACUAUCAGGUACUAUCUGGCUGGUAUGGUGUGGCAUCCCAAAAACUGCUUAAUGACAUGCACUUCAGAUAAGUAUGGAACAAUAGUAAUUUAGCUUUCAUGGGAGCCCCGUUACCGAGUUCCGAACUAGAAGGGUUUGUGCCACUGGUAUUUUUAAAGGGUAUGAGAAAAGAGAAAGGGUUGCUUGAGUUUUUGGGGGAAGUGAAGGCAGCCAUUUGAAAGUUCCAAAUUCCAACUAGCAGUUUUAUCUCACAUCACCAUAGUCAAAGGUUCUUCAAACAAAGCACAAAAAACACAUGAAACCAUGAUUGUGACGCUACUAUCAAUCCAUAAAUCCUUGUGGUCACUCUUAAGAACAGGUUGUCAGCCCAUUGAAUUCUUUUCUGUUCUAGGGCAAAACACACUACCCUAGUCUGCUACCACCAAUUUUCCAUUGUUAGAAUUUCUACUCAGUUUGUAGUUGCAUACAGAAAAAAAAAGAAUCUGUUUUUAAUAUACUAUCAAUGACAGACAUUACCAGGGUGCUUUUACUAUUUGUUUCCUAACAUUUUUGGGCCAGGUAUCCUAAAUCCAAAGGUUUGAUGUUUAUGCCAAAAUUACUUUUGGAGAAGAAAUUUAUUUUAACAGUCUUUUAAGUAAUUCUAUUGAUCCAAAAAUACUGUCAUAAUGGUCUCAUACUCUACUAAAGUUUACAACACUUGUAAAAGUUUAUACAUACCCACUUUAAUCUUGUUACCAUUAGAUGGUCAUAACUUUAAAGUCAUAACAAAGCCAUUACAGAACAAGAAUUUGCUUUUUAUGAAAACAAUAAACAAGGAUUUAGUCCCUAGGGAAUUCUCCUUACUUAUCAGAUGGAAUAUGAGGAUCAUACAGAUACCUGAUCCUCUCUAAAGAAGGCUAAACCAAGACAGCAUUUUAAAAACUUUUUUGGCAAAUAGUUAUAUGUAUAUCAGAGUAAGUUCAAGUUUUUUGCAAUAUUCACACCUAACUGUCUACAGAGUAAGAUUUUUCUCUGGGAAUAAUUGCCUUCAUUGUGUCAUGACAAUCAUAUUUAUAGUAUGCUCUCUUUGGGGCCCUAGUCAAAUAUUUGAUUGUUUGCUCAACCUUACACUCAGAAAAUUUUUAAAUUGUAAACAUCCUUUUAAACCAUAACACUCUCUUUACCUGUGUAAUACAAGAGUUGCAAAUAUGUAAAUUUUUGUGUUAAUUCCCUUUUGUAUCUAAAUGUAUAGA